UGCCUGGUGCCCAGUAGGAGGACUGACGGACGGGGGGAGUCAGGCAGCCAGGCAGCCAGGGAGGGGUUGCCAGCGACCUCAUCACGAUACAUAGCGGUGGGCCGUCUAUUUAUGAACCUAAGCGCGCACACAUCAUCAGCUGCUUCGCUGAGCCCACACAUCAUUGUGACCGCAUACUGUCUAUUCGUUUGCGGGGUAAAGCUCACUUUUGAUGGCCAUUUGGAAACCUCAGCGGCGUUUCGUGCAGGCUCGAUCGGGGAGGAGACAUUACGGCGCGAGGUAGCUAACGUUAGCUCGCUAACAAGCUGCCUGGCAUGGCCGCCUAACCAGCUGCCAUAGACCUCUCUUGAUGGAUCCCAGAGGACAACAAAAGGAAGAACACAAGCAGUGAGCACGGCCAAUAACAAGGGAAUCUGACCUAAAGCGUAUCAUCAGACUGACUUCAGUGCAUGUGGCCUCUUAAGUGGUUCCUAGGCAUCUGUUAGGCAGCUCAAGGGCCUACUGCUAUGCACUAUAAAAUGGGCGACAUGGGUGGUGGGAAAGCCAGGAUGUGCAGGACCACCUCGCUGGUAAUGGGGCUUCUGAUAGCCACGGUCCUGGGUGCUGCAGCGGAAGAGCGGGAUGCGCUGGUGGAGAGGUUCACCAUUGAACUGGAGGCUUCCAUGCAGUCUUCCGUGCUCCCCGAGCUCCAGUCUGCUGCCGCAGCCAUGGCAACGCCGGAGUCCUCUGUGAACGACGGUGGUGUGCAGACGGGCAUCCCAGACUCCUCAGCCAUUGUGGGCCAGGUGUUCCAGCUGAGGAUUCCACCGGUACCUGAAAACGCCAGCUGUGAUCUCCACCUUACUGAGAUGGGGCAGACGGCUUUACCGCAAUGGCUCUAUUGGGACAAAGAGAGCUGCAUUCUGAGAGGCCUGGCCCUAGAGCUAGAUAAAGGUGUGUACCACAUUGCUGUGUCUGGACGAGACACAAAUGACAAGACCGGCAACCGAGAGUUUCCCACAACGGUCUUUUCGAUUGAAGUUUACCCCGAGGAGCGAGCAGACACCGAACCGUCCCUGCUCGCACUGCAGUCUGAUCUGAGUGGCUUGCAGCCUUUCACUUGUGGCCCCGAGGAGCCUGUCACGGUCCUCACUGUCAUACUUGAUGCCGACUUGACAAAGAUGGUUGCAGAGCAGAGGGUCACUUUACUGACUGUUAUGAGAAGAUUCUCACAUGUUCCCGUUGAGCACAUGAGGGUCGUCCCUGUUGUCAACAACCGCUUAUUUGACAUGUCAGCCUUCAUGGCGGGACCCGGGAAUGCUAAGAAAGUGGUGGAGAAUGGAGUUCUGCUGUCAUGGAAACUCGGCUGUGCCCUUGACCAGGGCAACAUUCCAGACAUCAGCAUUGUCCAGUCGUCCGCAAAGGACGGAACCAUGUCGGGCAGGCUGGCGUACCCGGUGGUUGGUUGGCACAUCGCCAACAAAAAGCCUCACGCGGUGAAACGCGUCAAACGACAGUUGUACAACACCCCUACUCCGGUGCCCUCCCUGCUCCCUCCCACCACUUACCCAGAACCCCCGGUUCGUGUCGUCCCCAGCCCCACUUCACCCUCGAUCGCCCCCGCAACAGACCACUCUGCGCCACCUGUCCGCGGUCCUUUACCCCUUCCCGUCAAGCCCACCAUGAGAGUCCGAGAUCAGAUAGCUCACACGCCCGUUUUGGGUCCGCCUCUACCCACCAGGGCUUUGGGAUCGACAAGCACCAUCCUCAUCCAACCUACCAUGACCAGACCUACAUUUGUGGAAGCCACCGCUUUACCAACGCUACCAAGCACCACCAAAAAGCCCAAACCUUCGAGCACAAGGAAGCCCAAGAAGCCCAAAACGUCAACCCCGGCUCCCCGGGAACCCAAAUCCACCACAGCGAAACCACCAAAGCGUACCACCUCGCUCCCCUUGGCUCCAGACCUCAAUAGCAUGCCAGAGAUCCGCAACCCCAUUGACCAGGUCAACGCGUGGGUGGGCACGUACUUUGAGCUGAAGAUUCCUCCUGAUACGUUCUUCGACAAAGAAGACGGCACAACCGACAAGUUGCGUUUGACUUUGAAGCAUCCCCCUAGAGAGGCAGUCGGUGAAACUUCCUGGAUUCAAUUCAACAGCACCAUCCAGCUUUUGUACGGACUUCCCGAGGAGCAGCACAAGGGCAAACACGAGUAUUUCAUGUUGGCUACUGAUAAAGGGGGAAGGAGUGUUAUGGAUGCCUUUGAGGUUCAGGUCAACCACUGGUCAACGAACCAUAAACCCUCAGUGGUUUUCGUCGCCCGUUUUCACGGCGACCCCAAAACUCUAAGCGGCGAUAUCCAUAAAAAGAUUCUUCUGACAAAAAAGUUAGCAUAUGCUCUUGGUGAUCGCAAUAGCAGCACAGUGACCCUACAAGGCAUCACCAAGGGCUCCAUCGUGGUUGAAUGGACCAACAACAGCCUCCCGCAGGGUUCUUGUCCAAAGGAGCAGAUCGCAGCUCUCAGCAGCAUCAUUGCAGAUCCGCAAGGGACACCCAAACCAGCCUUUAUCAAGGCUAUGGAGCCUGAAUUCAAACCCAUUAACAUCUCCGUUCGCGGUGCCAACAAAUGUCAAAGCUUCACUUUCAUUCCACCGGGAGAGGUCCCGCCAAUCCCCGAUACCCCUCCCGUGACACCUUCACCUGGGACGGGGCGUAGAAGCAGCGACGACGUCUACCUGCACACGGUCAUCCCCGCGGUCGUGGUGGCGGCCCUGCUUUUAAUCGCCGGAAUCAUCGCCAUGGUGUGCUACCGGAAGAAGCGCAGAGGGAAGAUGACCAUGGAGGAACAGGCCACCUUCAUCAAAAAAGGAGUCCCUAUCAUAUUUGCCGACGAGCUGGAUGAUUCCAAGUCCCCGCCGUCCUCCAGCAUCCCUCUCAUCCUUCAGGAGGAAAAGCCGCCGCUGCCUCCCCCGGAGUACCCCAACAUGGCAGGUCCCCACAGCACGCUGCUAAACCAGGAUUUGUUGGAAGAGUAUUCGGUGUACCAAGAUGACGAUCCCAACGCGCCUCCUUACCAGCCGCCGCCACCUUUCACCGUCCCCAUCGAAGGCAAAGGAUCCCGCCCUAAGAACAUGACCUCCUACAGGUCACCGCCCCCUUACGUGCCUCCCUAACGUCCACUGGAGCUGUCCGUUUGGAAUUCAGGUGCACUGUAGGGAUGCUUGUUCAAAACUACUGCGGACGUAACUCCACACACGGAUUUCAAUGAAAUGCAGACAACCAUGCGUAUAUUUUGACCAUCAUGAAUAAGAAUUCAGAGUUCUCCUUCUGGAACAGGCAAAAGAGACACUUUGUAAUUUCAUUACUCGAGCUCACACUCUUUGUUUGUCGCUUUUGACUGUUUCCAAAUGCUUUGUUUUGCCGAGAAGAGUCAAGUUUGUCUCAACGAUGUACUAUUUCUAUUGUAUAGAAAAUACUAGAGCAGGAGAGACUGAGGCCCAUUGGGCCUUGAAGCAGAGCCGUGGCUCUCCCUUGGCGUGCUGUUUGAGAGCCGAAUCACUCGUACGUGUCCUCAGUUUGGUUUGCCAAGAUUUUGGAGGGGAAUUUAACAUCACAAGCUAAACUGAAAGGAUACGCACACACAAUAAUAAAACCAAUCCCUUUUCAUUCUUGCUUUUAUUGACAGUAAUGACUUCUUGCACCACACUUCAACAAAAUUGACCAGUCAAGUCAAAUAAGAAACAAAUUGUAUUUCUAAUGAGUUUUCUAAAUUAGUCACAAAAUAAUUACACUAUUUUUCUUCGUAUUAUUUUUGUGCCACUUAACUUGCCGUCUGAGAUGUUUUGUGUUGUUGCCAUGGUGUCGACUGGCUGUCGGGUCAACAAUGAAUGCUUCACUGCAGGGUAACAUGAGCAUGUUACACUCAAUAGAAGAAGUUUGUUUGGCUUAACACAAUACCAUUUUUUUUGUUUUAAACACAUUUUUUUGGGGGGCAUUUAUUGGCUUAGGUGUUUUGAGUUGCGCCAAAUCUUUUUGCAAGUAGAAGAGUUCAACGUAAAAUGCGAGUGUUGCUUGUGAGUCGUUAACCCUCCAUGGCGAUGACGUGUCAAAGUUGGGCGUACAGUGUGAAACGUGAUAACUGGACUUGUGAGCAGUGUGGAGUGGACACUUGCAUUCAGUUGAUGAGGAGCAGAGAACACCGCUGUGCUCUGCUUUUCCUCUCGGUGUCGCACAUGGGGAUGUAAAUAAUUGUGUGCCUGUGAAAUUAAAGAACUCCAUCAUGUUCGUGUUUUUACCAGUCAACCUAGUUGGGAAGCGAAGGGUCACAGUGGGGAAAUGAUUUUAUUUUUUAAUUGUAUGCUUAGAUUUAUGAUCUCUAUCAUCAUAAUGAACUUUAUAGUGUGCAAAAACGUUUACCUGCCCAUCACAAAGAAAUAGUAUCAUCUGAAUAUGAUCGCAACAUAUGUGAAUUAUGUACAAUUCAUAUCUGAUAGCACCAUUAGAAAAAAAAUCUAAUGUUUUUACUGAGUUUUUGAUACAGUCUUAAACUUGUUUUAUGAAGGUAUAUUAAUAAAAUGUAAUACAAUUUGUAAAGCCUCA
Messenger RNA from Syngnathus acus (greater pipefish), 4578 nucleotides. It is a transcript of the gene dag1, whose product is annotated as dystroglycan 1. Bases 507 to 3152 code for a protein of 881 amino acids. The record is from RefSeq and is a predicted model, not a curated record. The transcript is spliced from 3 exons. Gene Ontology annotation, biological process: nerve development; axon guidance; morphogenesis of an epithelium. Gene Ontology annotation, molecular function: laminin binding; calcium ion binding. NCBI's taxonomy places the organism in Eukaryota, Metazoa, Chordata, Actinopteri, Syngnathiformes, Syngnathidae. Gene Ontology annotation, cellular component: sarcolemma; basement membrane; dystroglycan complex.